Porites evermanni is the source of this 5492-nucleotide messenger RNA. The record is from the annotation of a GenBank genome assembly. Lineage: Eukaryota; Metazoa; Cnidaria; Anthozoa; Scleractinia; Poritidae.
AUGCGACCACUGCGCAUAUUGAAUGUUGCUGAGAAAAAUGAUGCAGCGAAGGAGCUGUCCAGAAUCAUGUCUAGAGGACAGAGCUCGCGGGUAGGUAUGGGUAGGUAAAACGGGGUCCUGGAUGGGGGGUGGGUGGGGAGUUACUACUUCUGUGGGUAUGUGUCGCGCGACAGGUUCAUAAUUUUGGGGACUUUUGAUCUACACUCUUUUUUUCUAUAAGAAUAUAUUUUAUAAGAAAUAGAAUCUGAAAUUUACAAAAUUUAAAGAAUAAACCCCAGAUGAAGAUUUUGUGUGUUUGAAAACUGUAAAUACAAUACAGCUAUGUGUUUUCAACUUAUUCCAUUCUCUAAAUGGCAAAACUUGCCAACAAAAUGAGAAAACCUGCACUAACUGUAAUUGAUGCCCCAACAUAUUCUAAAACAGAAAUGACAUAAGCUAUAAUUUAAUGAUAAUACUGGAAUAUUUUUUGUCUAAAAUUGGCAGAAAAAUAAGAAUAUUCAGCCUGUGCCGGAAAAACAAUAUUCUUAUACAAAAAAAAGAGUGUAGACCAGAGAAGCUUUCUAGAAUGGGGUAUGAUAUUCCAAAUGUACAUUGCGCAUGGAGGCUUCAGUUUAUCAGCAGCCAUUUGAAAUUAAUAAUUAUUGUAUUCACGAAAAAAUUACUUAACAUAAUGUGUGGAAUUCAGCGUACAAAGAAAGUACUGUCCGAUAGGCCGGGGCUAGUGGAUUUUGCUAUCGGGCUAGUGAAUUCUGUUUUUAACUUGCCCGAUGGGCAAGUGAUGUUUUAUGAGGAAUUUGAAUAACAGAAGAACAAAAUGGUUUUGGGGCUAGUUGAAAUGACGUCUGGGCUAGUAAAUGCUACCUUCAGCUUGCCCGAAUGGCAAGCUGUAAAUAUGAUUUUCUUUGCACCCUGGAAUUUCAAGAACUGUUAUCGUAGUUUUUGGUAUCAUUUUGAGUGGAUGUUUUAUAACACAGAGUCCAAAUUUGAACACCCAGGCAGCACAUACCCACCCAAAACAUACCUGAGUACCCCCACCCCCCAGGGACAGAGUAGGAUGGGAGAAGGGUUACAGGAAUCAUCUCUAUCAUAAGACACCAGAAAUACAUGUACUGAGAAGUUUAUAAUAACACCAUUAACUUAUCCACCACACAAUAAGGCAGUAUCUUAUUUUCCGGCCAACUGGGCGGAGUAAAGUUAAACUUUGGCAGGUAUAAGGUCACUGCAAAUAGGCACAGCUUAUAAAAUUCCAGAUUGUUUUAGAAGUGCCAUCCAUUGGAUAACCUGUACUAAUGCAAGAUGAUUAGAUAAGUGUUUCUUACUUUGGCUGAAAACCUACUGUGAUUACCAGCAAAACUGGUUUUAACCAGUUUUUAAAGAAGUCAAAUUUAGUAAUAUGUUAGCUAAACAUGUAUGUUCAAGGGUGCAAUUUUGUUAUAACCUUUACUUACCUAAAAUUUGGUUUUGAUUACUGAGUUGAUGAAAUCACUGUGCCGCAGUGAAAAGAUUGAAAAGUUGCUGUUUCGAGUUUGCUGUUUUUUACAGCUUGUGUGCCCAUGCUGUAGUUUACAAAUUAACUGCAAGAAACUGUGUUGAAUAAUUGAUGCUGUUGUUUUUGGCUUUGAUUUCUUUGCAGAGAGAAGGGUUCUCAAAGUUUAACAAGAUUUAUGAGUUUGACUACAACAUUUUAGGAAGUGUGAGUAUUUGAAAUGCAUCUCUUUUCUUAGUUAAUCACCUUUUAGAAACCUUUACACUUCAUAUAUUAAUUUUUUUAUUCUCAAUAAUUACAUAUAUACUUGUAUGUAUUGUACAUUAUAAGCAUAAAAAUUUCGUGUCUCUUGUGGUUUCACUAAUAACAGAAUGCCAUAAUGGUGAUGACUUCUUUGUCUGGACAUAUGAUGACGUUGGACUUUACAGCCAGUCACCAAAAAUGGUAUGGCAAAAGACUGAGACAAGGCUGUAACUCAUUGUUUGCAAUUAUGCAGCAUAGUUUACAUAGUUAUACAUUGUAAAAUGGCAGGGUAUCUUUUGGGGGAAACAUUGUGGUUUCCAUUCAGUGAAGUGGUUUGCUCAUUACUUUCCUGCAGUACUUUACCUGUUUAGUUCUAUAUUGAACCUUGAUAUGAGCUGAGGGAUGGUCUUAGCGGUAGACCAAUAGUCCUCCCAACCCAAGUCUCUCAUCACUGAAAUUAACUACAACCCUGGUCAAAACUCUCGGGACACUAAUGCAAUAGGUCAUCAAAUUAAGGCAUCUUCACUUCCCCCUUCACCCCCAGUGCAGUGUUGAAGUUAUGCAUUCAAGUUGAUUUCAACACCAUCAACACUGCUUGGGUGAGAGGGGGACAGCAGAAAUACCCCCUUAUAACAACAUCCCCAAGAUUUUUUAAGAGGUAUAAUAUGAGUUAACUCAGCAAAGUGCGUCUUUGUGCCUAAUUUCGUCAAGUGUCCCAAGAUGUUUUGACUAGGGUUGUACAGGCAAUUAUAAGUUUUAAUCAUAUCUAUUUCAAGGAAUUCUGGUUAUUUUUCAGUUUUCCACUGUUGUUAAUUCCUACAGGCAUAGUUGUUCCCCAGUAGCACUGUUCAGUGCACCUGUUAAAAAGUUUGUUGGAGAAAACUUUCUUCCAAUUAAAGUAAGAGCUUAAAAUAAUAAUAUAUGUGUGUCAAGAUUCAGCAAUUACAGGGCUGUGCUCAAGCAGAGCUCUCGCUCUACAAGCUCAGUACCCUAGAUUUUACAGGCUGAGAGCGCUAGGUCCACUUCAAUUUCCUUAGUGCACGCCUUUGAUUUAGCAUGAUUUGCCUGCUAAAUUCUAGACAGUACAUGUUACUUAUCUGAAUAAGUUGCAUUGCUAAUACAUUAAAAUUCAGCCAUGUUUACACCUUUAAUAAUGUCUUUUGAAUUAGAAAUAAGGCAAUAAUAUUGUGUAUAUUAUAUAAAACUAAUUAAGCUUUGAUUCCAAAUAAUUAUUGUUUUACAGAGGACUUUGGAAAGAGAAGUGCGUGGCUGUGGAGUCUUAAUUAUCUGGACUGAUUGUGAUAGAGAAGGAGAAAACAUAGGAUUUGAAGUCAUUGAUGUGUGCAAAAAUAGUAUGUUAUUUAUGACAGCAUUGUUUCUCCCUUAUUUUAACAUGCUUGCAAAAAACUAUUACUAUAUUUGACAGAAUUAAUAGUCUGAAAGGGUGCUUAGUUUUAAACAUACUGAAACUUAAAUGUGUUAAUCAAAAAUAAAAGGUAUUGAACUUUAUGUUGAUUAUUAAACUAAUGCUUCUGUUUUCCUUUUUCUUUAAGUCCGUCCAAACAUAAGGAUUUAUCGUGCAAAGUUUUCUGAAAUCACCAAUCAGUAAGUAGAAAAUUCAGUAUUGUCAUUUAAAAAGCUGUGAAAAUCAUUUCAAAACCUUUACUUUUUUCUUAAAGGCAGCUCAAAGUUGCCAUAGAAAACUGCUGGCAUGCUAACUGUGUACAGGUAAAACUGUACUAUUUUCAGAGAAAGCAUGGUAGAGUGGUUAGAGUGCUAGACUUGCAAUCCAGAAGUCCUGAGCCGUGACCUCUUGUUGGAUAGGUUUCUUGGUAGCCCCAAGUUCAAAUCCUUGACUAUGCUUGUAAAUAGGCAACUAGUUUGACUCCAGCCAGGUGGGAUUCUUAGCCCUGUUGUGUUGUAUACAUUACUAACAUUAUUAUUUAUUUUAGUCAUUGAUUUGCUCAGCCCGACUUGCUGUUCUGCUCUAAUUGGUGUAGAUGGUAACUAAAGGAAAUUCAUGUUUCAUUUGUUAUUUCAGAUCAGUUACAAGAGCUGUACAAAAUUUAGUUGAGCCUGAUGUGUUGCAGGCACAAGCAGUGGAUGUUAGGAUGGAGCUUGAUCUUAGAAUAGGUAUGUUACAGGUCAACAUUAAAUUCAAGGGUAAAAUUUUUUAGCCUAGAUUGAUUCUCAGUUUCCUUUGUCUCCUAGCCCUGAUUAUUUGUGAAUUAGGGCUAGGCAACAAAGGAAAUUGACAAUCAACCUACAUGUAGGUUAAUAAAACAUUUUGACCAGUGUAACAGGUAUAUCCUAGAUUUUGCUCGUACUUUCAUCUGUGCCUUUCAAUAAUUCACAUAAUAUUCAAUUUACAGUUCAACCUCUACAAUGGCCGUUUCUUUCUCACAGAAUCCAUCCUUUGUAAUAAGGCUCCCAAGAUAGUUAAAGUACAUUUCUUGACUUAAUUGUUUACCAUCAAGAAAGAUCUUGAAUUCCUCACCAGGCCUCUUACUGAUUUUCAUGCACAUCCUGGCAAUUAUCAUAUGACCUAUACAGCCUGCGUGCACUUUUCCAUAAGGCUGUAUGAGGGCCAUAUGCAUCAAGUUAUAGUGCCAGAAAAACACAUAUGGCCAAGCUAGUAGAAAAAUGCACGCGAAUAGAGGCAAAAAGGGGUGCCACUCUGAUAUGUUUUAGCUCUGUCAGAAAAAUUAAUUAUUGGCUGAGUUAGGUCAGGCAAGACGGGAAAACCUUUGGCCCUCAGUCAGAAUGCACGGACCUCAAGCCAAAUAUUUUCCUGCCCGGCCCUCCCACUUUAAAUAGUCAAUAUGCGCAUAUUACUUUAAUUCUUUUCUUGUUGGGUAGGUGCUGCAUUUACUCGGUUUCAAACCUUAAGGCUGCAGAAAGUUUUUCCCGACGUUUUGAGUGAAAACCUUAUAAGUUAUGGUAAGUAUUUUCAAUGAUAACAAAACUUUAAUUGUUACAUUUUGUAGAAAAUAGGGCAGCCUUUUUUUCAUUUUUAAUGAGAUACUACGUUUACUCUGCUUGUUAAUAUGUAGAGUGCUACAAACUACCCUUAUCUGACAGACAUUUAUUGAUCUCUUGUUUUAGGCAGCUGCCAAUUUCCUACUUUAGGUUUUGUUGUUGAAAGAGUAAGUGAUUAGUUUGCAUUAAAUAGUCUUGUAUAUCCUAGUACAUUAAAAUGAAUCAUAAGUCAAAAUGAUUGCAGACUAGUUCAGGUCUGUCACUAUUAGGGCUGGCUAAUUAAACUAUGUUGUGUGUCUUUUUCCCUAAGUAUAAACAGGUGCAGCAGUUUGUGCCAGAGACAUUCUACAAAAUUAAAGGUGGGUAUAGUGGUCCUUCGAAUCCCGCAUAGUGUGGUGCAAAUAAAUUAUUUAUUUUUCAGCCAAUUCAUUUUUUGAUCAUUACUAGCAUUACUGACCAUAGAAGAAAUUUGUUUGUGCAAUUUUCUUGAAAUUCAUCAAAUUGUUAAUUGUCUAAUAAUUACUUUUGAGUGGACAGGAUAGUAAUAAAAUCAGUUUUCUUUUAGUUACUCAUCAAGUAGAAGACACAAAAGUGGAUUUUACCUGGAGAAGGUAGUUUUUUUUGUCAUGUCAAAGUUACACGUAACAUUACUUUAAACUACUUAAGGAGGUUCUGACUAUAUUAGCAUUUUGUAUUCCUAAAUUUUAACAUUGAUUUGAAUGGAUUGGAAUGCUCUUGCUUUUGUGAUUUGCAUUUCACCCUUGUGACAAUUCAUGAUCCUAGG